AUGGAAGCCGUAGGUCUUGUUCUCGGUGUCGCUGGUCUUUUCAGCACAUGUCUAGAAGCCGUGGAAAAGGUUCAGUCCUAUCACUCCUUCAGACCUGAUUCCAGCACCAUAAACACCCGAUUCAAGACUGCCAAGGUCCUUUUGGAGCAGUGGGGACGCAAUGUCGGGUUCGAAAACGGCAUCUUGUUAGCAACGCAUAACGAAAAGUUGGAUGACCCUGAUACUGUGGUUGCUGUCAAGGACGUGUUGAAUAUCAUCAAGGGUAUCUGCCAGCUCGGCAGUCAACAUCGCGCAGCUAAUGGAGCCAAUGGGUCUCUGAUUGCUGGUAGAAGGCAGAAGUUGAAAUGGGCGUUUGGCGAUAAAGAGAAGCAACAAGAACAAGUUGAGCUUUUGGAAAGGCUUGUUGAACAGCUACGGCACUUAGUUUCGGAACAUCAUCUAGAUCCUAAAGUCUCUCAAAGCCACGCCUCAAUUGCCGACAUCAAGUCUAUUCUCAGCCGAAUCGAGAAAGAAACACGAGCUGGAUUUAUGAUCGAGAAGCCUUCCAGAGUUGGCUAA
Molecule: messenger RNA, 558 nt
Organism: Fusarium graminearum PH-1
Lineage: Eukaryota; Fungi; Ascomycota; Sordariomycetes; Hypocreales; Nectriaceae
Exons: 2
Coding region: 1-558 (185 amino acids)
Source: RefSeq, a predicted model, not a curated record